AAGACGAACCAGAGAGCAUUGACCUGCUGAGUGGAUUAAAGAUGGGGGAGCAAGGUGGUUGGCUGGAGGCUAACAGAGGAGACUGGGCAUCCAUCUUGGAUUCCCAGACCGGUGCAGCCACUGAGCAGGCAAGGACCAGAGGUGACAUAGUGGAGUCCUGUGGAUGGGACAGUGUCCUUAACUCUGGGCUGGGGAACAACGCUGUUAACCACAACCAGAAACAGACUGUCGAACACAAAACAACAACCAAACUUAGUAUCCAUGACAACAGACUGGCUGAGACCGGGGCGAGGCGUAGAUUUGGUCUGCGGGGACGAGGAGGUGUACAUAUGCAGCAGGAGGGAACAGAUACAGACUCGGCUAGCGACGCUCCGUCCUGCUCCUAUAGUUGUGAUUCAGAGAGACUGAUGGCGCCUCAGGUUAACUCCCUAACAGAUGCUGCCUUCAGCCUGCCUUCUAUAGGAUCUAUCAACUGGAACAUGGACCCUGCGACAACACAGACACUCCCUGGUCUUCAUCCUCCUCACACUCUCCUAAUGUUAAACCAGACCUCAGACAAUGCCAGUGCCUCAACACUAAAUGGCUACACAAGCCCAUUGGCAAAUAACAGUAGUAGUGACGCUAUCAGUAGAUCCGGUGGCAAAGAGAAGCGCUUUCUGUGUCCAUUCUGUGGGAAGGCCUUCAGUUUCCCAAAACAGGUGGAGAUCCACCAGAGGAUGCACACGGGGGAGAAACCGUUCAGCUGCCACCUGUGCCUGGCCAGUUUCUCCGACUCGUCCAACCUGAAGAGGCACCAGAGAGUUCACACAGGGGAGAAACCCUUCACCUGCCCCCAGUGUGAGAAGAAGUUUUCCCACCAGCACCAUCUGAAGAAGCACCUGAAGGUUCACACGGGAGAAAGGCUGUAGGCACUGCGAGAAGAGGUUCUCAGAGAGGAGCUACCUCAGGAUACACCAGAAGAAAAACCAUUCCACUCAAUAACAUCGAAAGAAGCCAUUCCACUCGAUAGCUUCUGACAUUUCAAUCAAACCCUGCAUUAAAGCUAGAUUCAGCUAGAUGAUGUACAUGCACAAAGUAAACAACAGUAGUGGGUCAAUUUGCGCGACAACUAAGCGUGAGGCUUAACUUCUCUGCGGUUUUGGUACCACAGCUACCAUGUUGUAGCAACGUGAAGCGAACCCGUGUGCAUGCACAGAUACAGCUCCACUGCUGGAUGAGGUGAACUGAGGAAAGAAUGUGUAUGAUGAGGCAGAGUAGUGAUGUUGAACCUUUUACAGAGUAUUCUAAAAUGUAUUUUUUAUCAACAUAGUGAGAAGUUAUUAUACUUGUCACAGAUUGUUUUUGAAAGUAGGGGAGAGUGGGGUAAGUUGAGCCUUUUCAUACAUUCAGGGAGCUUGCAAUUGGCAUGCUGACUGCAGGAAUGUCCACCAGAGCUGUUGCCAGAGAAUUUAAUGUUCAUUUCCUGCCUCUUACGUUGUUUUUGUGAAAUUGGCAGUUUGUCCAACUGGCCUUGCAACUGCAGGCCACGUAUAUAGCAUCCUGUGGGCAAGCGGUUUCUGAUGUCAGUGUUAUGAACAGAGUGCCCCAUGGUGGCGGUGGGGUUAUUGUAUGGGCAGACAUAAGCUACGGACAACAAACACAAUUGCAUUUUUAUUGUUGGUAAUUUGAAUA
Oncorhynchus tshawytscha (Chinook salmon) is the source of this 1671-nucleotide messenger RNA. RefSeq names its product zinc finger protein 775-like. The record is from RefSeq and is a predicted model, not a curated record. The transcript is spliced from 2 exons. Bases 42 to 908 code for a protein of 288 amino acids. NCBI's taxonomy places the organism in Eukaryota, Metazoa, Chordata, Actinopteri, Salmoniformes, Salmonidae. Gene Ontology annotation, cellular component: nucleus.